Messenger RNA from Vicia villosa (hairy vetch), 447 nucleotides. RefSeq lists its product as uncharacterized. The record is from RefSeq and is a predicted model, not a curated record. The transcript has a single exon. Lineage: Eukaryota; Viridiplantae; Streptophyta; Magnoliopsida; Fabales; Fabaceae. The coding region runs from base 1 to 447 and encodes 148 amino acids.
AUGAGAAGAACUGGAUUCAUUGUGAAGUGUAGUAGAUGCAAGAAACAAGGACACAACAAACUUACUUGCAAGGUACCAUCAACUACUGCACAAUCAUCUCAGGCUGCCAAUGCACAGUCAUCUCAAGCUACUACUGCACAAGUAUCCCAAGCAACUACUGUACAAGUAUCCCAAGCUACUACUGCACAAGUAUCCCAAGCUGCUCCUUCACAAGUAUCCCAAGCUGAUCCUUCACAAUCAUCUCAACCAACUCAAGCUCAGAAGACUACUCCCAAAUCAGCCAAGAAGACUACUCCUAAAGCAAAGAAGUUGGCAGUUAGAAGGCCAAAUGCACCUUUUAUCCCACCUGGUCCAACAACAAGGCUGACUGCUGCAAAAACAGCUGUAGGUCCAACAACAAUGAGGACAACACCUACUAAAAGGGCCACACCAAAAUGGAAACCAUAG